AAAAAAGAAGGAAACUGGAUUCAUUUAAACCGACACACGUUGCAGAAACCUUCACUACACUCGAGAAAAACGCAUCGUUUCACCUGGUUCCCUCUUCCUUCUCAGCUCAGCGCCUCAGCCUCCUUCCACGGCGGUUCCACCUCUCUCCUUCUCUUCUUCCAGGGUUCGCAGCAUGGCUAAGUCGCUUUCGAAUUUGCUCUUCAAGGGGCUUUCGUUUUCCGGCUCGGCUGCUCGUCCUGCCACAAUUGCUCCUGCAUCCUUUUAUCUUAGUGGCUUGAGAUACAACACCAGUGUGCCAAAUGAGGCCGACACACACGAUGAUUUUAAACCAACUAAUAAGCUUGAGAGUUCUGACCUUAGCUUGAAGGACCUUGUUGAAAAGGAUGUCAAGGACAACCCUGUAAUGCUUUACAUGAAAGGAGUGCCUGAAGUUCCUCAAUGUGGAUUCAGCUCACUUGCUGUUAGAGUAUUGAAACUAUAUGAAGUUCCUUUGGCUUCUAGAAAUAUCGUGGAAGACCCUGAACUGAAAAGUGCUGUAAAAGCCUUUAGCCACUGGCCGACGUUUCCUCAGAUAUUCAUCAAGGGGGAGUUUGUCGGAGGGUCAGAUAUUAUUCUCAAUAUGCAUCAGAGUGGUGAACUGAAGGAAAAGCUUAAGGACAUCUCAGGCAGUCAGGAGAAGAAAUCUGAAUAAGUUGUUGAAUUUGGGCUGUGGAGUGCAGAGUAGUACAUUUCUUCCAUGUUUUUCUUUUGUUGCUGAAAGAUGACAAAUAUGUGGGAUUAUGUAUCACUGGAGUUAAUAAACUAAUUUUAUCAUAUCAAGAGUAAUAAAUGUCGCUUAUUUAUUUAUCUCA
Pyrus x bretschneideri (Chinese white pear) is the source of this 851-nucleotide messenger RNA. Its product is annotated as monothiol glutaredoxin-S15, mitochondrial. NCBI's taxonomy places the organism in Eukaryota, Viridiplantae, Streptophyta, Magnoliopsida, Rosales, Rosaceae. The coding region runs from base 173 to 691 and encodes 172 amino acids. The record is from RefSeq and is a predicted model, not a curated record. The transcript has 7 exons.